Symbiodinium sp. CCMP2456 is the source of this 2007-nucleotide messenger RNA. The record is from the annotation of a GenBank genome assembly. NCBI's taxonomy places the organism in Eukaryota, Dinophyceae, Suessiales, Symbiodiniaceae.
AUGCCGCGAAUGAUGUCCAGACCUGUGCCACAGGUUGUCAUGGUGAAGCACCCCAGGCGAAGUGGUGUGCUGGGCCUUGGUGCAGGGCUUCUUUUCCUCAGCUUCGUCAGCAAGUUCAGCGAGCGGGUCCAAAUUUACAAGGCCAAGAACCAGAAGGUCAAGAAUGCACCAAGAGAGCAGGUCGAAGGCUUGACAGACUUGAUGCGAUUCAUCCUUGGUUCAACGUGUAGCUCCCGCGAGUUCCUCACAGUGACGAAACUAACACUGAUGCUGCUGCUGCGCACAGUUGGGUCCGUCUGGGUCUCCAAACAUUGGGGCAGUAUUGUGAACUCGGUGGUGUCGCAAGACUUUUCUCGACUGGCCAGAUUGGUUUCGGAAUUUGCCGGCGCAACAGUCUUCCUUUCGGGGCUGAAUGCCCUUCUGAAGUACUACAUCAGUGCUCUUCGACUGCAAGUUCGUGAAAAGAUUACGCUUUGGUGCCACGAAAAGUACAUGCGCUCGAAAGAUAUGAUCUUUUACAAGGCCAACAAAGUCGGACAGAAGAUUGACAACUGCGACCACCAAAUCGCCUCAGACGUGGAGAGGUUUUCGGAUGUGUUUGCAGAAGUGUUUUCACAAUCCCUGAAGCCCAUCGUGGACUUUCUCGUGUACUCUGUGGAGCUCAGCAGAGUUCAAGGCCUCACAACACCGUUGACACUCUACUCUUGGUUUGCCUUUGCUUCCUGCAUUUCAGCAGUGACGUUGCCUCCGUUUGGUGAGCUGGCGGCCGGCGAGCAGAGAUUGGAAGGCAACUUCCGCGGGAAACACUCCGAACUCAUCACCAAUUGCGAGCAAAUCGCUUUCUUGGGUGGAGAACGGCCGGAGAAAGACGUCCUGAACAACUCCUUCGGUGAGCUGAUCAGCCACUGCAAGAGAAGCAUUAACCUCUCGUUCAACUCUGAAGUGCUCAGGCAGUACCUGAACAAGUAUUUCUGCACGGUUAUUGGCUUGGUUCUCAUUGCGAGACCUUUGCGGCUGCGGCCAGCGCAACUGCCUCAAUUCACAAGUGAUCAAAUUGCACAGUAUUUCACAUCAACCUGGAGAAACAUGGAGGCCAUGGCCACAGCCAUCCAGGACCUGUUCGAGCUUACGAACCGUAUAGGAAGAUUGAGUGGCUUCGCAACUCGUGUGCGCCAGCUCAUGUUGGGCCUGGAAUCUCGUCCACCGGUUCUCAGUGAGGAGAUUGCUCAAGCCCAGCGGGGUCCGCACCCUCCGGUGUUCAAAAAAGGCCACCACCUGAAGUUCGAGCACGUUUCUGUUUAUCGCCCUGAUGGCACACUCCUCGUCAAAGAUCUGAACUUCACCGUGGAGCGUGGGCAGCGUGUUCUGGUGACAGGUGGAAACGGAUGUGGAAAGUCCAGUCUGUUUCGGGUCAUCCGCAAGCUGUGGCCGCUGGUUGAAGGAACUAUCACCAUGCCAGAAGACAAGGAGAUUUACUUCUUGACGCAAGUCAAUUUUGUGCCGUGCGGCUCGCUCCGUGAUCUGGUCAUUUACCCGCAGUCCAGGGAGGAGAUGUUGGCUGCGGGCAGAACUGACGACGAUGUGAGGACGUGCCUCAGAUGGGCGCAUGUUUCACCGCAGGUGGAGCACGAUGGGCGAGCGCAGCUUGAGUUUAAUGACGGUGGAAGAAUCGUGAAGCCCCGACUCGAUGAUGUCCGUGAUUGGCAGAAAGAUUUAUCGCCAGGCCAGAAGCAACGACUGGCAUUUGCGAGGCUAUUCUAUCAUCGACCUGCUUUCGUGGUGCUGGACGAGUGCACAAAUGGAAUUUCACCUGAUGUGGAGCACGACCUCUACGAUCGCUGCACGCGGGAGAAUAUGGCUGUGUUCUCGAUCUCUCACAAAAUCGAGUUGAAGCUUUUUCAUGAAAGGGAGCUCAGAUACCUCGGCGACCUGGAAGGCAAAUGGGAGAUGAGCGAAUGCACUUUGCAGCUGACCUUCGCUGGCCAGAUACAGAUACUUUCACAGUAA